Drosophila subpulchrella is the source of this 2332-nucleotide messenger RNA. It is a transcript of the gene spz, whose product is annotated as protein spaetzle. The record is from RefSeq and is a predicted model, not a curated record. Lineage: Eukaryota; Metazoa; Arthropoda; Insecta; Diptera; Drosophilidae. The coding region runs from base 847 to 1917 and encodes 356 amino acids. Gene Ontology annotation, biological process: central nervous system formation; innate immune response; regulation of Toll signaling pathway. Gene Ontology annotation, molecular function: growth factor activity; Toll binding. The transcript is spliced from 8 exons. Gene Ontology annotation, cellular component: extracellular region.
GCCCCUGGGUUCCGCUUUUCAGUUGCCUUCCAGACGAGCGCUCUCGCUGUCGUGUGUUCUCGAUCGCGAGAAAUCGAAACAGAAGUCGCAUUCAGAUAAUACCACUGGAUCUCCCCGAUAUAUGGAGAUAUGGUGAAACUCUGCGAUCCAAUCGGAAAAUCCCAGCGCGCGUCUCUAUACGACUUAAGAUCAGUGGCCGAUCCACAGAUGGUUUGAGGUCCAUAAAAGCGCAGGCCUCUCGCGUUUUUCGUGUCACUCAAAGCCGGUCCUCAGAGCCGAAAAGUUCAAGAACAAGACUUGGGACCAACCAACUUGGAUAAGCAAAAACAUCCAAGAUUAUAAACCGAAUUAAAAUCAAAAUCAGGGGCUUUCAUCGGCACCCCAUCCGAAAACGGUUCCACUAAAGCGGCGAGAGCGAAACUAAAGUGAAAAGCAAACCGACUAAUUGAAGUGUCUGUCUGUGUCUCGCAAACGUGCUAAGGAAACAAACAAAACGGAAUAGGCAACAUAUCACAAAGAGCCACCGCACAAAAUAUUUAUAAAUAAAUACCCACCGACGACAACUACGGCAACAGUAACAUCAGCUACCAAUAUAAAAGCCUGGCAUUAACAUUUAGUCGUGCCAGUUUGUUUAUUCUUUAUAUACGCAAAGCCCAUAAAAAACACAGAUCAACAACAAUAUAUCAACAACAACAACGGCGGUAUAAAAUACAAAGUUGUAGCAAUAAGAAAAUUGGUAUUAGCCUCCACUGAUCCGUCAAUCUCCUGCUGUAUUUUUAUCCCCGACGCAGACGGUCACCGUCCAUAGAACAUUUCUAACUAAAUACCCACCUGAUUAACCUCAAGAUGAUGAUGAUGACGCCUAUGUGGUUAACGCUGCUCAAAGUCCUCGUGAUAUUUCUUGCCUUAUUUACCUCGAUAGUUUAUAUCAAUAUCGAAAUAAUGAAGCGUCAAGAGGCCGAGUUGAAGGCAGCGAAAGCAGAGGCAGACUAUAAGGCCCUUUUUGAUUGCACGAUGAAAUCGGAGUCCGGAAGGUCAGGAUGUUACCAUUUGCAGUACGAGGCCAAGGAUUAUGAUGGUAUCAUCAAAGAACUAUUUAAAUUUACCACUGAUGAAGGAGUUGUACUUUUUAAUACAACGACCGCGGACAGUGCAUCCUUCAUGCCCAUACCCACCCAGCGGGGCGGUACGUCCCAGGGUCUGAACCGCAAUCAGAAACACAAUCAGAAUCAGUCCCCGAUCCCCGAUCCGAACCGCCAUUACCAUCAGUAUCACAGCCUGAGCCAGUCAGAUCAAGAUCAAUACUUCAAAAAUGUGAGUGCCGAGGUGCAGUCGGACCAGCCCCAGCAUCUCCAGCGACACCCAUCGGACACCUUUAUCUUCCCCGAUUCCCCCCUAGCCACCCAUCGGCCGCCCCUGACACCACCUCAGCCCCUGAACAAUACACUGAGCCCUUGCCGAAAUAAUAGCAGCGAUCAGUUGAAGACCUUUUGCACGGAAGUGGACGACUAUCCCAAUCUGUCAAAGUUCAAAGCCAAGCUGGAGCAAACGUACGCCAAGUUCUUCAUGACCAAUAUCCAGCCCACGGAUGUGAGCUCUCGCGUGGGUGGUGACCCCGCCGAUAUGUACCUCUGCAAGAGCAACAGCAGGGUUAUUUUUCCGAAGUUGGGCCAAAAGACGGACAACACCUGGGAGUUGAUCGUCAAUGAUGAGGAACACAAGCAGGGCAUACUGAUCGAGGAGUGCCUGGGAGCUGAUAAACCCUGUGAUUUUGCCAGCAACUUUCCGAACCAUUAUCAAGCGACCUGCAAGCAGCACUAUAUACAGCAGACCAUGGUCAGUAUUCAGGGUGACGACGUGGGUCAGGCGCCCUUUAGGUUUCCCUCCUGCUGCAAGUGCGCCCUGAAAAUCGUGUGAAUCUGCAGACUGGGGGUUCUCCAGUCGAAUGUUGCGUAAAUGUGAUUUUGAGCCUCAAGUUGCACCCAUCACAUAGAAUGGCAGGCCAAACUAUCCAGGGGUCGUUGAAUUAUUUUAUAAUCUGUACUUUUGUAGUUCUCCCACGCGCACACAAAAUACAUUUGUAAUUUGCUCUCGAGUGCAGAAUCCACACAUAGACUAAUGUGCAUAUUAAUUAAGAGUUUUAAAUCGAGUCACUGUAAACAUAUUCGUGUCAUACAUUCGUUUUUGGCUUCCUCGUCUAAUGUCUAAGCUAGAAAUGCAUGCAAUUAAUUAGUCCUAGAAUAUAAAAAUACCAACAAAAAAAUAAAAAAAAUAUCCAUAAAAUGUAUGUUAAAAGAAAGAUAAUGUAUAAUAAAUGUAUGCAAGUACAUGA